AUGUCCUCUAUUUUCAAUGUUGUAACCAUAAGUGUGGACAGGCUCCUAGCUGUUCAUCUUCAUCUCAGAUAUCAAGAACGUGUGACUCACAAGCGCGCAAUUGCAGCAGUGAUAUUAAUAUGGCUUUUAAGCGCAAUUAUUUCUUCUGGUGUCUUUUGGGAUCCAUUGCUUAUCAUCUUACAUGUCAUAUGGUUCGUGAACAUAACUGUUUGCCUCAUUCUGGUGGUAAUUGUCUACUGGAGGAUUUAUAGAGUCUUAAAGCGACACAAAAUCCAGAUUCAAGGCCUUCAAAUCCAAGAAGUACAACAGGGAGUUCAAAAUGACGACUUAUCAAACUUUUUGAAGCUUCGAAAGUCAGCUCUUGGAACAUUUUAUGUAUGUAUUGUGUUCUUGAUUUGUUAUUUGCCUUUCUGUAUUCUCUCUUUUUUACUCAUGGCUCGCCUUUUAAGUCUAAUCUCUUUAUACGAAGCUUGGCUCUAUACAAUGACUUUGAUUUUCCUCAACUCGUCUUUGAACCCUGUUAUAUACUGCUGGAAGAUGGGACCCAUUCGUCGCACUCUCAUGGACAUAAUGCGAGGCAUUGUCAAUCGGUUUAGAGAAUAGCAUUUGUUAUAAGUAAUUGUUGUUGUAAAUAUAAGCUUCCAGAAAUCUCCAGACUGCUUAGUCAUGGUGAUAUGCGUACCAUAGAACUUUCUAAUACAUGUCAUCAAGUCACGCAAUUAUUAAGUAAUACUAUUAAAACAGUUCUUUUUGUAAGCUUUUGGAAUGUUCCAGAACACUUUGUGAAUGUAUAUAAGGACUUAGUUAGAAAGCUAUACCGUGAGAUGAACUUUAACGGUUAGGAAAACUACACACCAGAAAACAAGAAUAAAUUAGUUGAAUGAAAAGCGCUCGUUGAUAGCGUAGGGAUUAAGAGUGCCGAUUUGGAGGAUAAAUUUUUGUUCUGGUGUUGUGCGGCUUUCCGAGCUGCCUAGAUGUAGGGAAAGGCCGGAAACUGCCAUAUGCUGUAAAGAAUAAGUAGGGAGAUUAAAGUGUCUGGCGACUGGUUCGGAUGCGUUCUUGUCAUUUCUUGCUACGUCGCGAAGUUGUUCUCGGAAUCGGUCACCUAGUCCUCUGCAUUCAUAUGAUUGCACAUAUAGAUGGUUGCAUAAUGCAUAGCACCACAUAACACUUUUCGUCCAGGAUAAUGGCACAAGAUUCAGAUAAGAGCUGAAUUAUUUGGGUUCUGCUUUUUUCAAUACAACCUGAAUUAGAGGACAAACUUUAACCAGCAGAUGAUUUAGAGAGAAAAAUUAAGAAAAAUCAUUUUCUCUAUCUAUUAGUAAAGUCACGACUGGCUCUAAUUGCUUCGGAGUAGCUGGCAGAUGGAGCAAUAUUCUCGACCAAUCACUUUACGAUGUAAAGAGAAACUAAUACAACCCCUGACUGUCUUGGACACCGCUCAUUUGCAAAUUACUCUUUACCUUUGGAGGAAAUAAAAUUAUAGUCCCGUCAUUUGUCGAUUCGUUGUUUUUCAUUCCUUCUUUACUUUCUGAGCCUAACAGGCUAAAGUCUUUCAUAUUCUAAACACAAUAUUGCAUUUUUCACAGUUAAUUUACAUCUAUUGAUGUCACAAAAAAGCCAGCCAUCGUUUUUAAUUUACGUCUGCCGUCAGCAAAAACAAUAGUCAAACUUCCUGUAUUUUUUUUGUUUAAGCACUUGAUGCAGAAUUAUUGUUUGAUAAAUGUCUUAUCUGUCAUUUUUUUUCGGUUGAAAUAUAUCAAAAUAUUACAUGGCCAUUGCUAAAUUUUUUCUGAGCUAAGUGUAGCUGUUCAAGAACUGAAGUGGAUCUGGGACUUGUGAAGAGGUGAUUAAAGAAAGAGCCGAACGCGGUCGGCGUCUAUAAGGGUAGGAAGGGCUAUCUGUAAUAAUCCACCACCGGAAAAUAUUACCUCCUUGUUCCGCCACAAACGAGUGCGUAAUUUAUACGUAUUCGUUAUUCUGGUCUCUCUCCCCACCCCUUAUCAACCAUAAAAUGCUCGGUCUCUGAAGAUGAAUUCAGUGUAUUCAGGCAAAUUUAAUAACAAAAAACAUAAGUCAAGCGUUCUUUAAUUUAACUGACUAUAAUGUUUCGUAUAUUCAUUUUGACAGAUAAAAAAUAUGUUAAUGACAGCUUUCCUUCAAAUAACUUUUUUCAGGUAUAGAUCCCAUGUUUAGUUAAAAUGUCUUGAAGCAUUAAACAUUUUAACCAACGCCGAGUUAAAGCGAUACUCGAUGCUUUUUUCAAAAAUUCAAAUGCCAGAGUUAAGACAUCUUGAAUGUACGUGCCGCUUAGAUUAUGUUCUAUGAUUGUGAUCGACAGCUACGUGUGACUUCAAAUUUUCCGUUUUAGAGCCGAAAAAUAUCGGAGCCACAGUAGUAUUAACGCUCAGUUCUUAUGGCGGAAAACGUUUGCGACAUUCUCAAUGAGGUUUUCUUUGGAACCUCUACGGAUGUUGAAGAUUUUCGUCCGGUACUUGUCGCUAGUUGUGUCUUCAACAGCUUUUUGUCUUAUACAACCAUCAUUUUGAACAUCGUUACCAUCCAUGCGAUAAGGAAAACCGCGUUGUUGCCGAAACCUUUGAGAACAUUAUUACUGAGCCUGGCUGCCUCCGAUGUUGGCGUUGGUGUGUUGGUCAAACCGCUCUACAUUUCUGCUGUAGUCAGCGGUUUGAAACGAAAACGUAUCGACUGCAUUUCCUACAAGGGGUUGUACGUCGUUAUCAAUUUCUUUUGUAUAUCCUCGCUCUUGAAUGUUGUAACCAUAAGUGUGGACAGGUUCUUAGCUGUUCAUCUUCAUCUCAGAUAUCAAGAGCUUGUGACUCACAAGCGCGUCAUUGCUGCGGUGAUAUCAAUAUGGCUGUUAAGCGCAAUUAUUUCUUCUAUUGUCAUUUGGAAUCCACUGUUCAUCAUCUCACGAGUCGCAGGGUUUGUGAACAUGACUGUUUGCCUCAUUCUGGUGGUAAUUGUCUACUGGAGGAUUUAUAUAGUCUUAAAGCGACACAAGAACCAUAUUCAAAGCCUUCAAAUCCAAGAAGCACAACAGGGAGUUCAAAAUGGUGACUUAUUAAACUUUUUGAAACUUCGAAAGUCAGCUCUUGGAACAUUUUAUGUAUUUAUUGUGUUCUUGAUUUGUUACUUGCCCAGCUAUAUUCGUCUUUUUUUUUCCCUGGCUCCUCCUUUAAGUCCAAUUUCUUUAAACGAAGCUUGGCCCCAUACAAUGACUUUGGUUUUCCUCAACUCGUCUUUGAACCCAGUUAUAUACUGCUGGAAGAUGGGACCCAUUCGUCGCACUCUCAUGGACAUAAUGCGAGGCAUUGUCAAUCGGUUUAGAGAAUAGCAUUUGUUAUAAGUAAUUGUUGUUGUAAAUAUAAGCUUCCAGAAAUCUCCAGACUGCUUAGUCAUGGUGAUAUGCGUACCAUAGAACUUUCUAAUACAUGUCAUCAAGUCACGCAAUUAUUAAGAAAUACUAUUAAAACAGUUCUUUUUGUAAGCUUCUGGAAUGUUCUAGAACACUUUGUGAAUGUAUAUAAGGACUCAGUUAGAAAGCUAUACCGUGAGAUGAACUUUAACGGUUAGGAAAACUACACAAUGAGGUACCACAGAGACAAGAAUAAAAAAGUAUCAGUUGCUAGUUUCAAGCACAUUUGUAAGAGAAAUUUAUUAACGACCAUGCAGACCGACUUCUUUUAACUUCUGGACGAAAUAGAUUUAUAGUCCUUUCGUUUGCCGAUUCGUUGUUUUUUAAUUCUUUCUUUACUUACUGACACUAACAGGCUAAAGUCUUCCAUAUGCAAACACAAUAUCGCAUUUUCCACUUCUAAUUUACAUACAAAAAAGCCCGCCCUCAUUUUUAAUUUACAUCUGCCCAUCUUCCUAUAUUCUUUUCAUUUAAGCGCUUGAUGCAGAAUUAUUCUUUGAUAAAUAUAUGUUAUUUGCCGGCUGGGAGGUCCGUAUGGUGAAAAAUUGUGACCGAGGUCUUGGAAAUACUGCCCGAGGCAGUAGGCCGAGGGCAGCAUUUUCAAGACCGAGUAAACGGCGAGGAAAGUGAUUGUGAGUAAAUUCAAUUUUUUUAUUUUGAAGUUGUGAGAGUUUGCUCGUUUGUUUGCUGCAAUGGCGUGUGUAAAUCUGGUCUUUCCUUCACAAAAACUAAAUUCGAAUGGCAUAAUCCAACGAGACACAAAGGGAUUUAAUGCGGCCUUUUCUCAAAACAUUCCUUCAGUUUCUGUUGUGCAAUUUACGGUACAAAUGUUCAAAUUGAACGGACUUGGAAAGACUCACCGAGAGCGUAUAUUUGUUGUAGAACUUAAAUUAAAACUUCGCUCGCUCUUUCACUACGAAAAAAUUGCUUGAGAAAAUUCAGGUAUUAAAUGAAUGAAAGUUCCAUCGAUCAGUUUAACUGUAACCAAAUACCUCACGUUUUAACUUUCUAGGUACUUUUUGUGAACGAUUAAAAUUAAUUGCAGACGAGUUUUAGGCCGCUUGCCAACCAACGUAAUGACACUAUUGUUUAUACAAAUUCAUUCUGAAACCAAUAUUUUUCUGUCAACCAAAGUAAUUUGAGUGAGAGAAAAGAGAGGAUUCAUAAGUUAUUCAUCGGCUUGAGGUAGUGACCGACGUGUUUGCUUAAAAAUACUGCCUAGCCGGAAAAACGAGACAUAUUUAUGAAAAAUGGCAACGAAAGUUGGAAUGUACUUGGCGACUAACGAAAGCGUUACCGUGGCCCGUGGGCAGAGAUAGGAAAAUACCGACCGGGUAAGGAACCAAUCAGAUUGCAAGAUUCGUUACCGUGCCCUCUCAAAAAAAAACAACAACAAAUCAAAAUAUUACAUGGCCUCUGCUAGACUUUUCUGAACUUAGUACUGUUUAUGAACUAAAGUGGAUCCGGGACUUGUGAGGAGGUGAUCAAAGUGAGAGCCGAACGCGGUCGUAUAUAGGGGGAAGGGAAGGCUAUCUGUAAUAAUCGGACACCUGAAAAUAUUCCCAAGCUACUCUAAAAUGACUGAGAAAUAUGCCGAUGUUACCUCAGUUUAGUAAGUUUGCUAAACAUUCUGAUUACCUCCUCGAUCCGCCACAAACGAAUGCGUAAUUUAUUCGUAAUAAUUAUUUGGGUCUCUCUCCCCACCCCUCAUCAACCAUAAAAUGCUCGCUCUCUGAAGAUGUAUUCAGUGUAUUCAGACGAAUUUAAUAAUAAAGAAGUAUAUGUCAAGCGCUCUUUAAUUUAACUGACUAUAGUGUUUCGUACAUUCAUUUUGAUAGAUGAAAAAUAUGUUAAUGACAGCUUUCCUUCGAAUAACUUUUUUUCAGGUGUAAAGGCCAUGUUUAGUUAAAAUGUCUUGAAGCAUCAAACAAAUAAUUUGUUUUAAGUUCUAACCAACGCCGAGUGAAAGCGGUACUCGUUGCCUUUUUUUAUAAAAAUUCAAAUGCCGCAAAGUUGAAGACAUCCUACAGACACGUACAGAUGACUUCGAUUGUGUUAUGUACUCGAGAUUGUCAACUACGUAUGACUUAAAAUUUUCCGUUUAAAAUCGGAAAAUAUCAGAGCCAUAGUAGUUAUAACUCAGCUGUCAUGGCGGAAAACUUCUGCGACGUUCUCAACAAGUCUUUCUAUGGAACCUCUGUGGAUGUUGAAGAUUUUCGUCCGGUACUUGUCGCUAAUUGUGUCUUCAACAGCUUUUUGUCUUAUACAAACAUCUUUUUGAACAUUAUUACCAUCCAUGUACUAAAGAAAACCGCGUUGUUGCCAAAACCUUUGAGAACAUUAUUGCUGAGCCUGGCUGCCUCCGAUGUUAGCGUUGGUUUGUUGGUCCAACCGCUCUAUAUUUCUACUUUGGUCAGCCGGUUAAAGCAAAAACGUAUCGACCGCAUUUACUACAAGGGAUUGUUUGCAGUCGUCAGUUUCUUUUGUACAUCCUCGCUCUUGAAUGUUAAAACCAUAAGUGUGGACAGGUUCUUAGCUGUUCAUCUUCAUCCCAGAUAUCAAGAGCUUGUGACUCACAAGCGCGUGAUUGCAGCGGUGAUAUCGAUAUGGCUGUUUAGCGCAAUUAUUUCCUCUAGUAUCUUUUGGGAUGCAUUCCUUAUCAGCUCAGAAGUCAUUGGGCUCGUAAUUAUGACUGUUUGCUUCAUUCUGAUAAUAAUUGUCUACUGGAGAAUUUAUAUAGUCUUAAAGCGACACAAAAUCCAGAUGGAAGGCCUUCAAAUUCAAGAAGCAGAACAGGGAGUUCAAAAUGGCGACUUAUCAAACUUUUUGAACCUUCGAAAGUCAGCUCUUGGAACAUUUUUUGUAUGCAUUGUGUUCUUAAUUUGUUAUUUGCCUUGCUAUAUUCUUUCUUUUUUAUUCCUGGCUCGCCCUAUAAGUCUGAUCUCUUUAUAUGAAGCUCGGCUGUAUGUAACGACUUUAUUUUUUGCCUCAACUCGACUGCUGGAAGAUGGGACCCAUUCGUCGCACUCUCAUGGACAUAAUUCGAAGCAUCGUCAAUCGGUUCAGAGAAUAGCAUUGGCUGGGUUCGUUUCUGAUGCCAAUUCAAAAAGCAUGGAAUAAGAGCUUCGACCAUGGUAAAAUCAAACUUGAUUUGUCAAAAGUACUUUAGGAAAACUGAGGGAGGACGAACCUAAACAACGGUUAUGAAAGUUACACUAUGGAGUACCACAGACUCAAGCAUAAGAAAGUAUCAGUUGCUUGUUUCAAGCGUAUUUUGUAUGAGAAAUAAGGUUGUCAUCAAUUAAUGUAUGUAUUUGUACUUGUCGAUAGGAUCGUAAACUUUUAACCUGUAAAAGUGUAUAGCUUGUGAAUUAAAUACAAAACCGAUUUUUAGAUCGCUUUUUAGUGUAAUAAGGGCCACGAGUUCAUCAGUGUUUUUACUACAGUUAAAUGUAACCCUCUUCGAAUAAAGCCGCUACUUACUUGCGAUCACACAUAGACUUCCAGAAUUUAGUUAUGCAGUUUCUGAUUUAAAGAAUAAUAUUACUUCGACUAGACUUGAUGGUUGUCCAUUCGACUAAAAGUCUCAACCUUGUCAAUAGUAACCCGGCCACUUAUUAACUUAGCCAAAGAAAGAAGGUUAUACAUUUUAUGCCGAAUACACAAAGCCCAAGGAGCUCUACGCCUUUCAUUCAGACGGUUAGUCCGUUUGGAGAAAUUUAAACAUAAAUUAUUUCACGCAUAAAUUAGAUCAUCACACUAGGGAAUUAAUUAGCUACUUAUCUAAUUUGUGUAUAAGGAGGUAUGUUGUUCGUUGAAUGAAGUUCUGUUUGACGAGCGCUUAGGCGCGAUACUCAGAGUUACAGGGAAUCGAUGCGUCCUCUUCUUUAACUUAUGUAUAUAAAUAUGCAUGUAUAUAUAGGUAGUUUAGUGUUAGCAACUAAGUUGAAAACGUAAAUUGGUCACCGUCAAGAGUUUAAAGGCUCACAUUUCGAGCGUUAGCCCUUCGUCAGAGCGAUUUGAGGAGUUGCGGGUUGUGUGGGUAUAUAUGCAGACAAUGGAGUACGCUAUUGGUAGGAAUAUGGUGACGAGAAAACAAGAAUAAAUUAGUUGAAUGAAAAGCGCUCGUUGAUACCGUGGGGAUUAAGAGUGCCGAUUUGGAAGAUAAAUUUUUGCUCUGGUGUUUUGCUGCUUUCUGAAGUGCCCAAAUUUAGUGAAAGGCCAGAAACUGCCAUAUAGAGUAAAUAGGGAGAUUAAAGUGUUUAGCGACUGGUUUGGAUGCAUCCUUGUCAUUUCUUUCGAUGUCGUGAAGGUGUUCUCGGAAUCGGUCAUCUAGUCAUCUGCAUUCAUAUGAUUGCACAUAUGGAUGGUUGCAUAAUAUAUAGCACCACAUAACAUGUUGCGUUGAUUAUAGUGGCACAAGAUUCAGAUGGAGUAUUCUUAUACGCUGAAUUUUCAGGGUUCUGCUUUUUUCAUUACAACCUAAAUUCAAGAUUCUCUAUUUGUAAUAGUGGACAAACUUUAACCAGCUGAUUAUUUAGAGAGAAAAAUUAAGGAAAAUCAUUUUGCUUAUCUAUUAGUAAAGUCGCGACUGGCUCUAAUUGCCUUGGAGUAGCUGACAGAUUGAGCGAAACUCUGGACCAAUCACUUUACGAUGUAAAGUGAAACUAAUACAAUUCCUGACUGUCUUUGACACCGCUCAUUUGCAAACUACUCUUUACCCCCGGAAGAAGUAAAUUUAUAGUCCUGUUAUUUUCCGAUUCGUUGUUUUUAAUUCCCUCUUUACUUUCUGAGCCUAACAGGCUAAAAUCUUUCAUAUUUUAAACACAAUAUUGCAUUUUUCGCACUUAAUUUACAUCUAUUGAUGUCACAAAAAAGAGAGCCAUCGUUCUUAAUUUACAUCUGCCGUCAGCAUAAACAAUAGUCAAACUUACUGUAUUCUUUUUGUUUAAGUGCUUGAUGCAGAAUUAUUGUUUGAUAAAAUGUCUUAUCUGUAUUUCUUUCGAUUGAAAUAUGUAAAAAUAUUACAUGGCCAUUGCUAAACUUUUUCUGAGCUAAGUGCAGCUGUUCAUGAACUGAAGUGGAUCCGUGACUUGUGAGGAGGUAGUCAAAGUGAGGGCCGAACGCGGUCGUCUAUAAGAGGGGAGGGCUAUCUAUAUCUGUAUCCACCACCGGAAAUUAUUUCCAAGCUACUCUAAAUCGACUGAAAAAUAUGCCGGUAUUAUCUCAGUUUCGUAAGUUUGCCGAACAUUCUGAAUACCUCCUAGAUCCGCCACAAACAAGUGCGUAACUUAUUCGAAAUAAUUAUUUAUGUUCGGUCUCUGAAGAUGAAUUCAGUGUAUUCGGGCGAAUUUAAUAGUGAAUAAGUUUGUGUCAAGCGCUCUUUAAUUUAACUGACUAUAAGGUUGCGUAUGUUCGUUUGACAGAUAAAAAAUAUGUCAAUGACAGCCUUCCUCCAAAUAACUUUUUUCAGGUGUAAAUGCCAUGUUUAGUUAAAAUGUCUUGAAGCAUUAAACAGAUAAUUUGUUUCAGUUCUAACUAACACCGAGUUGAAGCGAUACUGGAUGCUUUUGUCAAAAAUUCAAAUCCCAGAGAUGAAGACAUCUUCAAUGUACGUACAGAUGGCUUCGAUGGUGUUUUGUGCUCGUGACUGACAUCUACAUAUGACUUAAAAUUUUCAAUUUUUAGAAUCGGAAAAUAUUGGGGCCACAACAGUUUUAACGCUCAGAUCUCAUGGCUGAAAACGUUUGCGACCAUCUCAACGAGGUUUUCUUUGGAACUUCUAAGGAUGUUGAAGAUUUUCGUCCGGUACUUGUCGCUAGUUGUGUCUUCAACAGCUUUUUGUGUUAUACAACCAUCAUUUUGAACAUUGUUACUAUCCAUGCGAUAAGGAAAACCGCGUUGUUGCCAAAACCUUUGAGAACAUUAUUACUGAGCCUGGCUGCCUCCGAUGUUGGCGUUGGUGUGUUGGUCCAACCACUCUACAUUUCUACUUUGGUCAGCCGGUUAAAUCAAAAACGUAUCGACUGCAUUUCCUACGAGGGGUUGCACGUCGUUAUCAAUUUCUUUUGCGCAUCUUCGCUCUUAAAUGUUGUAACCAUAAGUGUGGACAGGUUCUUAGCUGUUCACCUUCAUCUCAGAUAUCAAGAGCUUGUGACUCACAAGAGCGUGAUUGCAGCGGUAAUAUCAAUAUGGCUGUUUAGCGCAGUUAUUUGUUCUGAUGUCUUUUGGGCUCCAUUGUUUAUCAUUUAUCAAGUCAUAAGGUUGGUGAUUAUGACUGUUUGCUUCAUUCUGGUAGUAAUUGUCUACUGGAGGAUUUAUAUAGUCUUAAAGCGACACAAAAACCAGAUUCAAGACCUUCAAGUUCAAGAAGCAGAACAGGGAGUUCAAAAUGGCGACUUAUCAAACUUUUUGAAGCUUCGCAAGUCAGCUCUUGGAACAUUCUGCGUAUGUAUCGUGUUUUUGCUUUGUUAUUUGCCUUCCUAUAUUCUUUUUUGUUUGUUUCUGGCUCGUCCUUCAAGUUUAAUCGCUUUACACGAAGCUUGGCACUAUACAAUGACUUUGGUUUUCCUCAACUCGUCUUUGAACCCUGUUAUAUACUGCUGGAAGAUGGAACCCAUUCGUCGCACUCUUAUGGACAUAAUGCGAGGCAUCGUCAAUCGGUUCAGAGAAUAACAGUUCGUUUCUGAUGCCAAUUCACAAUGCAUAAGAUAAGAACCUUGGCCAUCGUAAGCUUAAACUUGAUUUGUCAACGACAACUGAGAGAUCAAGAACUUUAACGGUUAGUAAAAUUACACAAUAGUGUACUACAAAGUCAAGCAUAAGAAAGUAUCAGUUGCUAGUUUCAAGCGCAUUUUGUAUUAGAAAUUUAUAAAUAACCAGAAAGCUUCCUGGUUACUUAAAAUAUGAUUUUAAGGUUGUCAUCAACUAAUGUAUGUAUUUUUAUUCGUCGAUAGGAUAAUAGAUUUAUAACAUUGUCAAGUGUAUAGCUUGUGAAUUAAAUACAAACCUAUUUUUUAGGUCGCUUUAUAGUGUAAUAAGGGCCAUGAGUUCAUCAAUGUUUUUACUGCAGUUAAAUAGAACCCUCUUUUAACAAAGCCGUUACUUACUCGCGAUCACAGAAUUCAGUUGUGCGGUUUCUGAUAUAAAGAAUAAUAUUAAGUCGACUGGACUUGAUGGUUCUCCAUUCUACCAAAAUUCUUAAUCUUGUCAAUAGUAACCCGAGCAUUUAUGUACUCAGGCAAAGAAUGACGGUUAUGCAUUUUACACUAAUUGCACAAAGUAAAAGGAUCUCUACGCCUUUCACUCAUACGGUUGGUCCGUUUUGAAAAAUUUAGUGCCAAUUUUUACCUUUACCCUGCGCCAAUCACCGCUGUUCUCGUCUAUCCUCAUUUUUUUGUUGUUAUCUUGAAAUAUUUUUUAGUUUUUGUCUACCACAGCAAACAAAUACUUGAAGGAGUUGUGGGUUGUGUGUGGGUUUAUAGGGAGGAAGUGGAGCUACGCUAGCGGUGGGAAUAUGGUGACGAGAAAACAAGAAUAAAUUAGUUGAAUCAAAAGCGCUCGUUGAUACCGUGAGGAUUAAGAGUGCCGAUUUGGAAGAUACAUUUUUUGUGCUAGUGUUUUGCGGCUUUCUGAAGUGCCUAAAUUUAGGGAAAGGCCGGAACUGCCAUGUGCUACAUAGAAUAAGUAGGGAGAUUAAAGUGUUUAGCGACUGGUUUGGAUGCGUCCUUGUCAUUUCUUUGUAUGUCGCAAAGGUGUUCUCGAAGUCGGUCACCUAGUCGCCUGCAUUCAUAUGAUUGUACAUGUAGAUGGUUGCAUAAUGCAUAGCACCACAUAACACUUUUCGUUUAGUAUAAUGGCACAAGAUUCAGAUAAGCGCUGAAUUGUUUGGGUUCAAUACAACCUGAAUUCAACAUUCCCUAUUUACAAUAGUGGACAAACUUUAACCAGCAGUUGAUUUAGAGAGAAAAAUUAAGAAAAAUUAUUUUGUCUAUCUAUUAGUAAAGUCGCGACUGGCUCUAAUUGCUUCGGAGUAGCUGACAGAUGGAGCAAAAUUCUCGACCAAUCACUUUACGAUGUAAAGAGAAACUAAUACAAUCCCUGACUGUCUUUGACACCGCUCAUUUGCAAACUACUCUUUACCUCCGGACGAAAUAAAUUUAUAGUCCUGUCAUUUGUCGAUUCGUUGUUUUUCAUUCCUUCUUUACUUUCUGAGCCUAACAGGCUAAAGUCUUUCAUAUUCUAAACACAAUAUUGCAUUUUUCACAGUUAAUUUACAUCUAUUGAUGUCACAAAAAAGCCAUCCAACAUAUUUAAUUUACAUCUGCCAUCAGCAUAAACAAUAGUCAAACUUCCUGUAUUUUUUUGGUUUAAACGCUUGAUGCAGAAUUAUUGUUUGAUAAAUGUCUUAUCUGUAUUUUUUGCGGUUGAAAUAUAUCAAAAUAUUACAUGGCCAUUGCUAAACUUUUUCUGAGCUAAGUGCAGCUGUUCAUGAACUGAAGUGGAUCCGGGACUUGUGAGGAGGUGAUUAAAGAAAGAGCCGAACGCGGUCGGCGUCUAUAAGGGCUAUCUGUAAAAAUCCACCACCGGAAAAUAUUCCCAAGCUACUGUAAAACGACUGAAAAAUAUGUCGGUAUUAUCUCAGUUUAGUGAGUUUGCUUAACAUUCUGAUUACCUCUUAGAUCCGUCACAAACGAGUGUGUAAUUUAUUCGUAUUAAUUAUUCUGGUCUCUCUCCCCACCCCUCAUCAACCAUAAAAUGUUCGGUCUCUGAAGAUGUAUUCAGUGUAUUCAGGCAAAUUUAAUGACAAAAAACAAAUGUCAAGCGUUUUUUAAUUUAACUGACUAUUAUGUUUCGUAUAUUCAGUUUGAUAGAUGAAAUAUAUGUUAAUGACAGCUUUCUUUCAAAUAACUUUUUUCAGAUAUAUAUCCCAUGUUUAGUUAAAAUGUCUUGAAGCAUUAAACAAAUAAUUUGCUUUAGUUCUAACCAACGCCGAGUUAAAGCGAUACUCGAUGCCUUUUUCAAAAAUUCAAACGCCAGAGUUGAAGACAUCCUGAAUUUACAUACAGAUGCUUUCGAUUGUGUUAUAUGCUUGUGAUUGACAGAUACAUAUGACUUGAAAUUUUCCGUUUCGAAGCCACAGUAGUUUUAACGCUCAGUUGUCAUGGCGGAAAACGUUUGCGACAUUCUCAACAAGCUUUUCUUUGGAACCUCUACGGAUGUUGAAGAUUUUCGUCCGUUAGUUGUCGCUAAUUGUGUCUUCAACAGCUUUUUGUGUUAUACAACCAUCAUUUUGAACAUCGUUACCAUCCAUGCGAUAAAGAAAACCGUGUUGUUGCCAAAACCUUUGAGAACAUUAUUACUGAGCAUGGCUGCCUCCGAUGUUGGCGUUGGUCUGUUGGUCCAACCGCUCUUCAUUUCUACUAUGGUCAGCGGUUGGAAACGAAAACGUAUCGACUGCAUUUCCUACAAGGGGUUGUACGUCGUUAUCAAUUUCUUUUGCGCAUCUUCACUCUUGAAUGUUGCAACCAUAAGUGUGGACAGGUUCUUAGGUGUUCACCUUCAUCUCAGAUAUCAAGAGCUUGUGACUCACAAGCGCGUCAUUGCCGCCGUCAUAUCAAUAUGGCUGUUAGGCGCAAUUAUUUCUUCUAGUGUCUUUUGGGUUCCAUCGUUUUUCAUCUUACGAGUCAUAAGGGUCGUGAACAUGACUGUUUGCCUCAUUCUGGUGGUAAUUGUCUACUGGAGGAUUUAUAUAGUCUUAAGGCGACACAAAAUCCAGAUUGAAGGCCUUCAAAUCCAAGAAGUACAACAGGGAGUUCAAAAUGGCGACUUAUCAAAUUUUUUGAGGCUUAGAAAGUCAGCCCUUGGAACAUUUUAUGUAUGUAUUGUGUCCUUGAUAUGUUAUUUGCCAUACUAUAUUCUCCUUUUUUUUUACCUGGCCUAUCCUUUUAGUCCAAUCUCUUUAAACGAAGUUUGGCCCCAUACAGUGACUUUAGUUUUCCUCAACUCGUCUUUGAACCCUGUUAUAUACUGCUGGAAGAUGGGACCCAUUCGUCGCACUCUCAUGGACAUAAUGCGAGGCAUUGUCAAUUGGUUUAGAGAAUAGCAUUUGUUAUAAGUAAUUGUUGUUGUAAAUAUAGGCUUCCAGAAAUCUCCAGACUGCUUAGUCAUGGUGAUAUGCGUACCAAAGAACUUUCUAAUACAUGUCAUCAAGUCACGCAAUUAUUACGUAAUAUUAUUAAAAUAGUUCUUUUGUAAGCUUUUGGAAUGUUCCAGAACACUUUGUGAAUGUAUAUAAAGACCUAGUUAUGUAGUAGUAGUUGUUGUUUUUUUUAGAAAGCUAUACCGUAAGAUGAACUUUAACGGUUAGGAAAACUACACAAUGAGGUACUAUAGAGACAAGCAUAAAAAAGCAUCAGUUGCUAGUUCCAAGCACAUUUGUAAGAGAAAUUUAUUAAUGACCAUGCAGAUGUCUUCCUCGCUACUUGAAAUAUAAUUUCAAGGUUAUGCCAUUAGUUAAUGUAUGUAUUUUUAAUUGUCGAAGGGAUUAUAAAUUUUUAACCUUGUGAAGUGUAUAGCUCGUGAAUUAAAUACAAAACCGAUUUUUAGGUCACUUUAUAAUGUAAUAAGGGCCACGAGUUCAUCAGUGUUUUUACUAAAGAUAAAUCUUUGAACAGAACCUAUAUUUACUUGCGAUCACGCAUAGACUUUCAGAAUUAAGUUGUGCGGUUUCCAAUAUAAAGAAUAAAGUUAAGUCGAAUAGACUUGAUGGUUGUUCAUUCGACAAAAAGUCUCAACAUUAGCAAUAGCAACCCCAAGUACUUAUUUACUUAGGCAAAGACAGAAGGUUAGACAUUUUAUGCUAAUUACACAAAGUACAAGGAGCUCUAUGUCUUUUACUCAGACAUUUAGUCCGUUUUGAAAAAUUUAGUAUUAAUUUUCACAUUUUUUUAAUUGUACCUUGCACCAAUCAAUCAAUGUUCUGGGCCAUCCUUGCUUUUUUUGUCAGAAAAGACCUCAAAUUACAUGACGUAGCUUCUCACUAGCUUCAGUCGGCGGAAGACCAGUUGGCUAUGUACAAACCAUGACGUCAGACUCCAAACUCGCUCCCAGGAGGAGGCUGGCUAGAGUCAGGCCACAGACAUCCGGAUUGCAAAUUAAGCGUUAAGGUCCACUUUAGUUCUCUCUGCCAUUAUAAGAGAAAAUUAGUGAUGCAUAAAGUUAACGCACUUUUGGAAAUUUUCACUAAAGUCAGUUGUUACAGAUCGAUCCACAGGGAACGUCCAAGUGGAUCACUUUUGAAAGGUUUCGGCUACGCAGACGUUUUUGCACAUAGAUUGUGGCAAAGUUUAACAUGGUUGCUGUGUAGCGGAUGAAACUGUUGAAAACACAGUUUACGAUAAAAAAUGAGAUUUCAAACUCGGAGAUUUUGGGGUAACUCUUGAGUAAUAUUCCACAGUUUGAUUCAGCCAUGAUGAUCUAGCGUUCAACUGCUUUCUUAGUAAGUGUGUUGGGACAAAGAUUAUCGCUCGAAAGAAAAAAUUUCACUUGAAGGCUAUUUUUGAUACAAGGAGCUGGUCAUUUGUGUCAAUCGAGCUGAGAGAGAUAUUAUGCAGAGAUAAUGGCGAUUAAUUAAUGUCGACCCACAAUAUUAAUGUCGUGUUAAACUGCCUGAAACUGGAAAAGAAGCUCCUCUGAGGUAUAUGGAAUAUCUUUUGACGAAAAACAGAACGAAGUAUCUUUUUUCAUAUAAAAUGAUUCACAAAGGUAUUGAAAGUUAUAUAUUGAAAAAAAAAAAACACCCAAAGAGUACCUCAGCCAAUCAAAUGCAGCCAUUUUAAAGUUAUGAUGCCCCUAUGUUUAUCAGUGAUUUAUCAGCUGUGCUAUUACACUGUUAACAAAAAGAGCUCUGAAAUCAGUUGAAUUGAAUGAGUUAUAUCCGCUUUUCUUUAGAUUAACUUGUAAUAUACUCUUAACUUUUGUACUUAAUUUGAAAACAGUUCCUGCUAUCAAUGACGUGGUGCGGCUUGGGGAAUCAAGAGUAAUCUUUAAUAUUACACUUCGUGGACACUAACUCGAAGGUAGAUCUUAUUAUCUAGAAAGUUACAGGAUAGAAUGUCUUCGAAAUUUCUCUUGAUAAAAUAAUGAGGCGAUGAACUUUGAGUGAAGUGAAGAGACUGCGAAAUAUUACCCUUAGUCGUACCGGUUUUGUGUCACGCUCGACGUAUGAAUUCGAAGUUGACAGCUGUUGUAUUUUGUUUUCAUUCUAGAGUUACUGACAAUGCCAUUUGCGUUGAUUUGAAUAAUUGCAUGCAGUCAUAUCACUUUUAGUAUUCGUCAAAUCUUCAUGUUUGGUAUUCAAAUUAACGAAAAGGGCAUCGUUAUAAGAAACGCUCGAGAGAUUAGAAAGAAAAGACAACAGCUGUUUACUUUAACAACAUACUGAAAAAACCUGAGAUAAGGGAAGAGAGGAAAAACUUUUCGUCAAGUUUUUUCUUUUUUUCCAAAGAAGCCUCUUCAUUUUAUUUCAAGUAAUUGUAGUUGCAAAGAGACUUGUCCCCCCUCCCCCCGGGGAAAAAGUCGGAAAGCUUGCUACUCAAGCAUAGUGAUGACUUCUUUAAAAGUGUAAGCCUUAACUCUUUCUGUUUUUAACAGACCUCCUAGGUGCGCCGUUAUUAUAUCACGAUUACACCAUACCGUUCAGUUGACGGUGUGAUUUUCAGAGAUGUCGCUCUAUUGCAAGUUGGCCGCCUUCCAGUUCACCGAAAAGCUGCUCAAAUGACCUGACUGGGGGAUGGCGGUUUAACGAUUGUCACAACUCCAAUUUGAACGGGCAGUUCAUGGGGAACACGAAAGCUUAUAGUGGUAUUGGCUGGGUUCGAUUUAAACAAAUCUUUUUCGCACAAAUUCGUGAAGCAAUUUUUAUAAAGUAUUUGUUACAAAAAAUUCGUUCAGAAACAUAAACAUAAACAUAAACCGUUAUGCCCCGCUUUAGAUAACUAAAAUUAUUAUAUCUCUCGGUUAGUAAGUGGGCUAUGAUUGGUCAAUUUAUUUCUGUCUAUCACUCUACGGCCCGCUUAACUCAAAGGUUUGUGGUUAAAACCACCUUGAAGGAUAUAAUGAACUGAAACGCAUGAAAAAACUUCUCGGUGGCUUUCAUUUGAAUGGUCAAACGCUAGAGUUUCAUCGAUAGACUUUAAAUUUGGAAUUAAUUAGUGGUUCUUUAGAAACAGUAAACAUGGAAGUACUGUUAAGGCCAGAACCAUAAUUGUGCCGCAUAAUAAACUGUACCUCAUUAAAGUACUACGCCGUAGCUUUCAUUUAAAUGGUCAAACACUAGAUUGUCAUCCACACCAAGCUAGAAUCACCUGGGACAGUAAAUUAAAAAAAAAACUCAGCACCCUUCGUUUGAAUGCGUCUUAUUUACAGGCGUAAUGAUAGGAAUUCCUUCUCACCUAAUUGCAAACAGUGCCAUUUGCAUUUAUAUGAUUGCACACACAAAUAUAUAUGGUUGCAUAACAUACAGAACCUCGUGACAACAGCCUUCGUCAAGUAUAAUGACACAAAAUUUAAAUGGAGUAUUCUGACUUAUCCACACAAUUUCAGGGUUCUGCUUUUUCAAUACAGCCUGGAUCCAAGAUUCUCUAUUUGCAAUAGUGGACAAACUUCAACCACGGGAUUAUUUAGCGAGAAAAAUUUAGGAGAAUCAUUUUGUUGAUUUAUUAACAAAGUGGCGACUGGCUUUAAUUUGCUUCCGAGUAGCUGACAGAUGGAGCACAAUUCUUGACCAAUCACUUUACGAUGUAAAUCGAAACUACUAUAAUCCCUGACACCGCUCAUUUGUAGACUUCUUUUUAUUUCUCGACGAAAUAAAUUUAUACUCCUGUCAUUUGCCGAUUGGAUGUUUUUUUAUUCUUUCUUUACUUACUGACGCUAACAGGCUAAAGUCUUCCAUAUGCAAACACAAUAUCGCAUUUUCCACCUCUAAUUUACAUGUAUUAAUGUUACAAAAAAGCCCGCCGUCAUUUUUAAUUUACAUCUGCCGCCAACAUGAACAAUAGUCAAACUUCCUGUAUUCUUUUCGUUUAAGCGCUUAGUGCAGAAUUAUUCUUUGAUAAAAUGUCUCAUCUGUAUUUCUAUCGGUUGAGAGAUGUCAAAAUAUUACCUGGCCUUUGCAAGACUUUUUCUGAGCUUAGUAUUGUUUAUGAGCUAAAGUGGAUCCGGGACUUGUGAGGAGGUGAUCAAAGUGGGAGCCGAACGCGGUCGUCUAUGAGGGGGGAGGGAGGGCUAUCUGGAAAUAAUCCACCACCUGAAAAUAUUCCCAAGAAGCUACUCUAAAACGACUGAAAAAUAUGCCGGUAUUAUCUCAGUUAAGUAAAUUUGCCCAACAUUCUGUAAACCUCCAAGAUCCGCCACAAACAAAUGCGUUGUUUAUUCGUAAUAAUUAUUUGGGUUUCUCUCCCCACCCCUCACCAACCAUAAAAAGCUCGGUCUCUGAAGAUGUAUUCAGUGUAUUCAGACGAAUUUAAUAAUAAAGAAGCAUCUGUCAAACACUUUAAUUUAACUGACUAUAAUGUUUCGUUAUUCAUUUUGAUAGAUGAAAAAUAUGUUAAUGAUAGCCUUCCUUCGAAUAACUUUUUUCUGGUAUAAAUUCCAUGUUUAUUUAAAAUGUCUUGAAGCAUCAAACAAAUGAUUUGUUUUAGUUCUAACCAACGCCGAGUUAAGGCGGUACUGGAUGCUUUUUUCAAAAAUUCAAAUGCCGCAGAGUUGAAGACAUCUUGAAUGUACGUACAGAUGGCUUCGAUUGUGUUCUAUGCUUGUGACUGACAGCUACAUAUGACUAAAAUUUUCCGUCUUAAAAUCGGAAAAUAUCAGAGCCACUGUAGUUUUAGCGCCCAGUUGUCAUGGAGGAAAACGUUUGCACCAUUCUCAACAAGUCUUUCUAUGGAACCUCCGCGGAUGUUGAAGAUUUUCGUCCGGCGCUUGUCGCUAACUGUGUCUUCAACAGCUUUUUGUCUUAUACAAACAUCUUUUUGAACAUUAUUACCAUCCAUAUGAUAAGGAAAACUGCGUUGUUGCCAAAACCUUUGAGAACUUUAUUACUAAGCCUGGCUGCCUCCGAUGUUGGCGCUGGUUUGUUGGUUCAACCUUUCUACAUAUAUACUUUGGUCAGCCGGUUAAAACAGAAACGUAUCGACUGCAUUUCCUACAAGGGAUUGUUGGCCGCAAUCACUUUCUUUUGUACAUCCUCGCUCUUAAAUAUAGUAACUAUAAGUGUAGACAGGUUCUUAGCUGUUCAUCUUCAUCUCAGAUAUCAAGAGCUUGUGACUCACAUGCGCGUCAUUGCAGCGGUGAUAUUAAUAUGGCUGUUUAGCGCAGUCAUUUCUUCUGGUAUCUUUUGGGAUCCAUUGCUCAUCAGCUCAGAAGUCAUUGGGGUCGUGAUUAUGACUGUUUCCUUCAUUCUGGUAGUAAUUGUGUACUGGAGGAUUUAUAGAGUCUUAAAGCGACACAAAAUCCAGAUUGAAAGCCUUCAAAUCCAAGAAGUACAACAGGGAGUUCAAAAUGGCGACUUAUCAAACUUUUUGAAGCUUCGAAAGUCAGCUCUUGGAACACUUUUUGUAUGUAUUUUGUUCUUGAUUUGUUAUUUGCCUUGCUAUAUUCUCCAUUUUUUACUCCUGGCUCGCCCUAUAAGUCUAAUCUCUUUACAUGAAACUCGGCUCUAUGUACUGACUUUAUUUUUCCUCAACUCGUCUUUGAAACCUGUUAUAUACUGCUGGAAGAUGGGACCCAUUCGUCGCACUCUCAUGGACAUAAUGCGAGGCAUCGUAAAUCAGGUCAGAGAAUAGCAUUGGCUGGGUUCGUUUCUGAUGCCAAUUCACAAUGGAUGGAAUAAGAGCUUCGACCAUGGUAAAAUCAAACUUGAUUUGUCAAAAGUACUUAAGGAAAACUGAGGGAGGACGAACUUUAAAUAACGGUUAGGAAAAUUACACAAUGGAGUACUACAGAGUCAAACAUGAGAAAGUAUCGGUUACUAGUUUCAAGCACAUUUGUGUAAGACAUUUAAAAAUAACCAGAAAGCUUCCUCGCUACUCUAAAUAUGAUUUUAAGGUUGUCAUCAAUUAAUGUAUGUAUUUGUACUUGGCGAUAGGAUCGUAAACUUUUAACCAUGUUGAGUAUAUAGCUUGUGAAUUAAAUACAAAACCGAUUUUUAGGUCGCUUUAAUAAGGGUCCCGAACUCAUCAGUGUUUUAACUACAGUUAAAUGUAACCCUCUUCGAAUAAAGCCGCUACUUGCUUGCGAUCACACACAGACUUCCAGAAUUUAGUUUGGCAUUUUCUGAUGUAAAGAAUAAUAUUAAGUCGACUAGACUUGACGGUUCUCCGUUUGACUAAACGUCUCAACCUUGUCAAUAGUAACCCGGGCACUCACCUUCUUACUUAGGGAAAGACAGAAGGUUAUACAUUUUAUGCUAGUAACAAGAAGUAUAAGGAGCUCUACCCCUUUCAUUCAGACGGUUAGUCCGUUUUUAAAAAUUUAUCACCAAUUUCAUCUUUUUAAUUGUACCCCGCGGCAAUCACCGCUGUUCUUGUCUAUCCUCGGUUUUUUUUUUGGUACAUUGAAACUUUUUUCAGUGUUUGACUAGCCCAGCAAACAAACGCUUAGCUGAAGAGACCUCAAAUUACAAAACGUUGCUUCUUAAUAACUCCAGUCGGUGGAAGACCAGUUGGCUAUGAACAAAGAAUGACGUCAGACUCCAACCUCGCUCCCAUGAGGAGGCUGGCUAGCAUCUGGAUUGCGAAUCACGUGCUCAGAUCCAGUUUAGCUCCCUCUGCCAUUAUAAGAAAAAUUUGUGAUGCAUAAAGUUAACGCUCUUAUAGAACUUUUAACGAAAGUCAGUUGUCACUAAUCGAUCGACAAGAAACGCCCAGAUUCCUCAGAUCUCCCUGUGCAGAUCCACCACAAGGCGAAGAACAAUUUAUUUUAGAAAAGCCAAAGUUUGGAAUUCCUUAGGCAUGUCACUCAAGUGGAAAAGGACAUUGACAGAAUUAAAACGCUGCUUAUAAAAUAAUUUAUUUUAACCUUUUGAGAGAUCAUUUAAUUUCUUAUUUCAUAUUAAUUUUGGCAUUUAUUUGUAUGUAUGUAUGUAUAUAUAUAUAUAUAUAUAUAUAUAUAUAUAUAUACAUACAUGUAUAUAUAGGUAAUUUAGUGCUAACAAGGGAGUUGAAAACAUAGAUUAAUCACUUUUUUCAAUACAACCUGAAUUCAACAUUUUCUAUAUGCGACAAUGGACAAACUUUAACCAGCAGAUUAUUUAGAGAGAAAAAUUAAGGAAAGUCAUUUUGUUUAUUUAUUAGUAAAGUCGCGACUGGCUCUAAUUGCUUUGGGGUAGCUAACAGAUGGAGCGAAACUCUUGACCAAUCACUUUACGAUGUAAAGUGAAACUAAUACAAUUCCUGACUGUUUUUGACACCGCUCAUUUGCAAACUACUCUUUACCUCUGGUCGAAAUAAAUUUAUGGUCCUGUUAUUUGCCGACUCGUUGUUUUUCAUUCGUUCUUUACUUUCUGACCCUAAUAGGCUAUCUAUUGAUGUCACAAAAAAGUCAGCCAUCAAUUUACAACUGCCGUCAGCAUAAACAAUAGUCAAACUUCCUGUAUUCCUUUUGUUUAAGCGCUUGAUGCAGAAUUAUUGUUUGAUAAAAUGUCUUAUCUGUAUUUCUUUUGGUUGAAAUAUGUAAAAGUAUUACAUGGUCAUUGCUAAACUUUUUCUGAGAUAAGUGCAGCCGUUCAUGAACUGAAGUGGAUACGGGACUUGUGAGGAGGCGGUUAAAGUGAGAGCCGAACGCGGUUGGCGUUUAUAAGGGGGAAGGACUAUCUGUAAUAUCUACUACCGGAAAAUAUUCCCAAGCCACUCUAAAACGACUGAAAAAUAUGCCGGUAUCACCUCAGUUUAGUAAGUUUGCCGAACAUUCUGAUUACCUCCUAGAUCCGCCACAAACGAGUGCGUAAUUUAUUCGUAAUAAUUAUUUGGGUCUCUCUCCCCACUCCUCACCAACCAUAAAAUAUUCGGUCUCUGAAGAUGAAUUCAGUGUAUCCAGGCGAAUUUAAUAAUGAAGAAACAUAUGUCAAGCACUCUUUCAUUUAACUGACUAUAAUGUUUCGUUUAUUUAUUUUGAUAGUGAAAAAUAUGUUAAUGACAGCCUUCCUUCGAAAUGCCAUGUUUAGUUAAAAUGUCUAGAAGCAUCAAACAGAUAAUUUGUUUGAGUUCUAACCAACGCCGAGUUAAAGCAGUACUCUUUACUUUCAAAAAUUCAAAUUCCGCAGAGUUGAAGACAUCUUGAAUGUACGUGCAGAUGGCUUCGAUUGUGUUCUAUCCUCGAAAUUGACAGCUACAUAUGAUUUCAAAUUUUCCGUUUUAGAACCGGAAAAUAUUAGCUCGGCUCUCAUGGCGGAAAACGUUUGCGACCUUCUCAACAAGUCUUUCUUUGGAACCUCUGCGGGUGUUUAAGAUUUUCGUCCGGCACUUUUCGCUCCUGGUGUCUUCAACAGCUGUUUGUCUUAUACAACCAUCAUUUUAAAUAUCGUUACCAUCCAUGCGAUAAGGAAAACCGCGUUGUUGCCAAAACCUUGGAGAACAUUAUUACUGAGCCUGGCUGCUUCCGAUGUUGGGGUUGGUUUGUUGGCACAGCCACUCUAUAUUUCUACUUUGGUCAGCUGGUUAACACAAAAACGUAUCGACUGCACUUCCUACGAGGGAUUGCUCGCCGUCAUCGCUUUCUUUUGUAUAUCCUCGCUCUUGAAUGUUGUAACCAUAAGUGUGGAUAGGUUCUUAGCUGUUCAUCUUCAUCUCAGAUAUCAAGAACGUGUGACCCACAAGCGCGUCAUUGCAGCGGUGAUAUCAAUAUGGCUGUUUAGCGCAAUUACUUCUUUUAGUGUCUUUUGGGAUUCAUUGUUUAUUAUCUCACAAGUCAUUGAGCUCGUGAUUGUGACAGUUUGCCUCAUUUUAGUAGUAACUGUCUACUGGAGGAUUUAUAUCGUCUUAAAGCGACACAAAAACCAGAUUGAAGAACUUCAAAUCCAAGAAGUACAACAGGAAGUUCAAAAUGGCGACUUAUCAAACUUUUUGAGGCUUCGAAAGUCAGCUCUUGGAACAUUUUAUGUAUGUAUUGUGUUCUUGAUUUGUUAUUUGCCUUCCUAUAUUCUCUAUUUUUUAUUCAUGGCUCGCCUUUUAAGUCCAAUCUCCUAUUACGAAGCUUCGCCCUAUACAAUUACCUUGUUUUUCCUCAACUCGUCUUUGAACCCUGUUAUAUACUGCUGGAAGAUGGGACCCAUUCGUCGCACUCUCAUGGACAUAAUGCGAAGCAUCGUCAAUCGGUUCAGAGAAUAACAUUUGUUAUAAGUUAUUGUUGUUGCAGAUAUAAGUUGCUAAGAGUCUCCAGGCUGCUUGGUCAUGCUGACAUGCGUAUCAUAGAACUUUCUAAAAGAUUCCAUCAAGUCAAGCAAUUAUUACGUAAUAUUAUUGAAAUAUGUUCUUUUGUAAGCUUCUGGAAUGUUCCCGAAGACCUUGUGAAUGUAUAUAACGACCCAAUUAUGUAGUAGUAGUAGUCGUUGUUGUUGUUAGGAGUGACCGAGUGUUUAGAAAGCUAUACCGUGAGAGAGAGCUACAGUUCAAGAUUGCUAAUUUCAAGAAAAGUUGGAGGAAACUGUGAGCUCUGCUCAGUAGCGAGCUAAGAUAUAGACUGUCGUGAGCUUAAGUAAGUUUAUGGAGCAUAAAUACUGUACUGCCUUUAAGAGUCACUCCUUAUCAAGAAUUAUUGUUUCAUAUAGUAGUUGAGUUUGUAGGAUUGCUGUGUUUUUCUUUCGGUUUGAUUAUACCGUAACACAUUGGUUGGGUUCGUUUCUGAUGUCAAUUUACAAUGCACGGGAUAAGAGCCUCAGCCAUCGUCAAAUAAAACUUGAUUUGUCGAAAGUGCUUAAGGAAAACUGAGGGAGGAUGAAAUUCAACGGUUAUGAAAACUACGCAAUGAGGUACUAUAGGGUCAAGUAUAAGAAAGUAACAGUUGUUAGUUUCCAGCGCAUUUUACACACUAAAUUUAUAUCUAUUGAUGUCACAAAAAAAGCCCGCCCUCAUUUUUAAUUUACAUCUGCCGUCAACAUGAACAAUAUUCAAACUUCCUGUAUUCUUUUUGUUUAAGCGCUUGAUGCAGAAUUAUUGUUUGAUAAAAUGCCUUAUCUGUAUUUCUUUCGGUUGAAAUAUCUAAAAAUAUUACAUGACCAUUGCUAAACUUUUCCUGAGCUAAGUGCAGCUUUUCAUAAACUGAAGUGGAUCCGGGACAUGUGAGCAGGUGGUUAAAGUGAGAGCAGAACGCGGUUGGCGUCUUUAAGGUGGGAAAGGGCUUUCUGUAAUAUCUAUUACCGUAAAAUAUUCCCAAGCUACUCUAAAACGACUGAAAAUAUGUAGGUAUUAUCUCAGUUUAGUAAGUUUGCCGAACAUUCUGAUUACCUCCUAGAUCCGCCAUAAACGAGUGCGUAAUUUCUUCGUUAUAAUUAUUUGGGUCUCUCUCCCCACCCCUCAUCAACCAUAAAAUGCUCGGUCUCUGAAGAUGUAUUCAGUGUAUUCAUGCGAAUUUAAUAAUAAAGAAGCAUCUGUCAAGCGCUCUUUGAUUUUAACUGACUAGAAUGUUUCGUUUAUUCAUUUUGAUAGAUGAAAAAUAUGUUAAUGACAGCCUUCCUUCAAAUAACUUUUUUCAGGUGGAAAUGCCAUGCUUAGUUAAAAUGUCUUGAAGCAUUAAAAAAAAAUUUGUUUUAGUUCUAACUAACGCCGAGUUAAAGCGAUACUUGAUGCUUUUUUCAAAAAUUUAAAUGCCAGAGAUGAAGACAUCUUGAAUGUACGUACAGACGGCUUCGAUGGUGUUUUGUGGUCGUGACUGACAUCUACAUAUGACUUAAAAUUUUCAUUUUUAUAAUCGGAAAAUAUUAGUGCCACCGUAGUUUUAACGCUCAGAUCUCAUGGCUGAAAACGUUUGCGACUAUCUCAACGAGCUUUUCUUUGGAUGUUAAAGAUUUUCGUCCGGUGCUUGUCACUAAUUGUGUCUUCAACAGAUUUUUGUCUUAUACAACCAUCAUUUUGAACAUCGUUACCAUUCAUGCGAUAAGGAAAACCGCGUUGUUGUCAAACCCUUUGAGAACAUUAUUACUAAGCCUGGCUGCCUCCGAUGUUGGGGUUGGUUUGUUGGUCCAACCACUCUACAUUUCUACUUUGGUCAGCCGGUUAAAUAAAAAACAGUAUCGACUGCAUUUCCUAUAA
Pocillopora meandrina is the source of this 24744-nucleotide messenger RNA. The record is from the annotation of a GenBank genome assembly. NCBI's taxonomy places the organism in Eukaryota, Metazoa, Cnidaria, Anthozoa, Scleractinia, Pocilloporidae.